Molecule: messenger RNA, 4057 nt
Organism: Lotus japonicus
Lineage: Eukaryota; Viridiplantae; Streptophyta; Magnoliopsida; Fabales; Fabaceae
Product: RNA polymerase II C-terminal domain phosphatase-like 1
Exons: 17
Coding region: 519-3386 (955 amino acids)
Molecular function (GO): RNA polymerase II CTD heptapeptide repeat phosphatase activity
Source: RefSeq, a predicted model, not a curated record
GCAUUAGGCUGCAUCAGUACUGUUUUUUUGACCUUUCGUUUUCUGGAUCUAGGGUUUCUCCUGUGACGACUCUUCUCUUCAAAUUCUCAAUCAUCAUCAUCAUCUUCUUCUUCUCACGUUCCCAAUCUUCAAACCCUAGAAACCACCGCCACCAGAAAUCAAAACAACCAUCUCCGGCAACCACCGCAUCGGAGAUUCACGAUCCCGCCGCAAACCCUGCAACUGUUAGGGUUCCGACCUUGCAUAGUACUACUUGUUUUUUCCCAAAUCACCGUCACCAUCACCUUCAAAUCACGGAUCUAAAACAAAAUGGCCUAAAUUUUCAUUUUCAUUUUUGGUUAUAUACAUACACACAUGUUUCUGUUCCUGGUAAUGCAAAAAUCAGAUGAAUCUUAAACCGAUCUUGACUAGUGUGAUUAUGAUGAACACUUUUUCCCCUACUUGUUGUUGUUGAUGAAAUUCCAAUUCCAAUUUCAAAGACUUUGUGUUUGAAGGUGGGAACAAGAAAAAUUUAAAGAAUGUAUAAAUCGGUGGUUUAUCAAGGGGAGGUGGUGUUGGGUGAGGUUGAUAUAUACCCAGAAGUGACCAACAACUUCAACUACAACAAGAACCACCUGGAUGAUGAUUUGAUGAUGAAGGAAAUCAGAAUAAGCAACUUCUCCCAACCCAGUGAGAGGUGUCUCCCACUUGCUGUGCUUCACACUGUUACCUCAUGUGGUGUUUGCUUCAAAAUGGAGUCAAAGACACAGCAGCAGGAUGGCCUCUUUCACUUGCACUCCUUGUGUAUCAGAGAGAACAAGACUGCCGUUAUGCCACUUCGUGGGGAAGAAUUACAUUUGGUCGCAAUGCAUUCGAGAAAUGAUGAUAGACCAUGUUUCUGGGGAUUUAUUGUUGCUGUGGGGCUUUACGAUUCGUGCCUUGUGAUGUUAAAUCUUAGAUGUUUGGGUAUAGUGUUUGAUCUGGAUGAAACACUUAUUGUAGCAAACACAAUGCGCUCAUUUGAGGAUAGAAUUGAUGCACUCCAGAGAAAAAUAAACUAUGAGGUAGAUCCACAACGAAUUUCUGGCAUGCAGGCAGAGAUCAAGCGUUACCUAGAUGACAAGAGUAUAUUGAAGCAAUAUGCUGAAAAUGAUCUGGUUGUUGAUAAUGGGAAAGUGAUAAAAGUUCAGUCUGAGAUUGUUCCAGCAUUAUCGGACAGUCAUCAGGCUAUAGUUCGACCCCUGAUAAGGUUGCAAGAAAAGAACAUUAUUUUGACACGUAUCAAUCCGCAGAUUCGUGAUACAAGUGUUCUUGUGAGGUUGAGACCUGCAUGGGAAGAUCUUCGGAGCUACCUGACUGCCAGAGGGCGUAAGCGAUUUGAGGUUUAUGUUUGCACAAUGGCUGAGAGGGACUAUGCACUAGAAAUGUGGAGACUUCUUGAUCCAGAUUCAAAUUUGAUAAAUUCUAAAGAACUAUUAGCUCGCAUUGUAUGUGUUAAGUCUGGUUUGAAAAAGUCAUUGUUCAAUGUCUUCCAAGAUGGCUCCUGCCAUCCAAAGAUGGCGUUAGUAAUUGAUGAUCGCUUGAAAGUAUGGGAUGAGAAAGAUCAACCUCGUGUGCAUGUUGUCCCUGCAUUUGCUCCAUACUAUGCUCCUCAAGCUGAAGCAAGUAAUACUGUCCCUGUCUUGUGUGUUGCAAGAAAUGUUGCUUGCAAUGUUAGGGGUGGCUUCUUUAAGGAAUUCGAUGACGGUCUUUUACCAAAGAUUUCUCUAAUUGCAUAUGAAGAUGAUAUCAAAGCUAUACCUCCUGCUCCUGAUGUGAGCAAUUAUCUAGUUCAAGAGGAUGAUGGAUCUGUUUCCAAUGGAAACAGAGAGCCUUUAAUGUUUGAUGGCAUGGCAGAUGCUGAGGUAGAAAGAAAAUUAAAGGAUGCAAUAUCAGUCGCCUCUGUUAUGCCUGUGACAACGGCUAAUCUAGAUCCCAGACUUACUUCUUCUCUUCAAUACACAAUGGUGUCCUCUGGUUCAGUCCCCCCUCCAACAGCUCAAGCACCUAUGGUGCAACUUUCCCAUGUCCAAUUCCCACAACCUACGUCUCUAGUAAAGGCACUGGAAUCCAGCUUGCAUAGCUCUCCUGCUAGAGAAGAAGGUGAAGUACCUGAAUCAGAACUAGACCCAGAUACCAGGCGCAGGCUUCUCAUAUUGCAACAUGGACAAGAUACAAGGGAUCAUGCAUCUAGCGAGCCUCCAUUUCCCAUGAGACAUCCUGUACCAGUUGCCACUCCUCGUGUGCCAUCACGUGGGGGGUGGUUUCCUGCAGAAGAGGAGAUUGGUUCACAGCCACUGAACCGGGUAGUGCCUAGAGAGUUUCCUGUAGAUUCUGGUCCAUUGCGUAUUGAGAAGCACCGGCCUCAUCACCCCCCAUUUUUCUCUAAGGUUGACAGUUCUAUUUCAUCUGAUAGAAUCCUCCAUGAGAGCCAUCAAAGAUUGCCGAAGGAGAUGUAUCAUAGAGAUGACCGCCCAAGAUUGAGCCAUAAUAGUUUUCAUUCAUUAUCUGGUGAUGACAUCCCCUUCAGUAGAUCAUCUUCCAGCCACAGGGAUGUUGACUCUGAAUCUGGUCAUUCUGUAUUGCAUGCGGAUGCUCCUGCUGUAGUUUUACAGGAUAUUGCACUAAAGUGUGGAACUAAGGUGGCAUUUACAUCAUCUUUGGUUGCUAGCACAGAACUACAGUUCUCCGUUGAGGCAUGGUUUUCAGGAAAAAAGAUUGGUCAUGGAUUUGGCAAAACUAGAAAAGAAGCUCAAGAUAAGGCUGCUGAGGAUUCUAUCAAACAUUUGGCGGAUAUAUAUUUGUCUCGCGGUAAGGAUGAACUUGGUUCCACUUAUGGUGAUGUGGGUGGGAUUCCCAAUCCAAGUGACAAUGGUUACAUGGGUAAUGGUAGUUCUCUUGGUAAUCAGCCAUUGCCUAAAGAGGUGUCAGUCUCGUUUUCAACUGCAUCAGAUCCAUCAAGGGCUUUAGAUCCUAGGUUGGAGGUCUCAAAGAGGUCAAUGGGUUCAAUCUCCGCCCUCAAAGAGUUGUGCAUGACGGAGGGUCUUGGUGUCAGUUUUCUAUCUUUACCGGCUCCAGCGUCAACAAAUUCUGUUCAGAAAGAUGAAGUGCAUGCACAGGUUGAAAUUGAUGGUCAGGUCUUUGGUAAAGGGAUUGGAUUGACAUGGGAUGAGGCUAAAAUGCAGGCUGCCGAAAAGGCACUUGGAAGCCUAAGAACAAUGUAUGGUCAAAGUAUUCAGAGACGGCAGAGUUCUCCCAGGCCACUUCAGGGAAUGUCAAAUAAACGUUUGAAGCAAGAAUAUCCCCGAACUCUGCAACGGAUUCCCUCUUCUGCGAGAUAUCCUAGGAAUGCUCCGCCAAUUCCAUGACAAGAGUAACGGGUUUUUUCAAUCACGCUUACUGGUAUAAUUGUUGUUGAGCCAUGUAUAUAUUACUAUUUCAACAAAUGUGGAGAAUGGCCGUGGAGAUGGACCAUUUCCACUCAAGUGGGUGCUUGGCCUCAAUCUCAUUGUCACCGUGCUCAGAGCCAAAAUAGAGAUCACCCACUGUUUGUACCAAUGUAAUACCAUCAUUGAAGUGGCAUAAAAAAUACCGGUCAAAGACAAGAUGGAAAUGCUUUGAAACCGGUUCACAAGACAAGAUGAUGAGGAAAGUCCCGUGCUUAGUUCCAUUUCUGUGGUUUGUAUACAUGAUGAUGCAGCAUAGUCAAGAGUAACCAAACCUAUUGGAAUUGAGAGUUGAUUCAGCGUUUUUUUUAACUAAAGUGAUGUACAACCAUUCAGUAUAGGUCCCCCUUUUUUAUUAAUGCAUUGAAGUCGGGUUUCGGGUUUCAGGAACCUUUCCGGCCAUAGUUUUUCAUUUGACUAAUUCUAUCGCCCUGCGACCCUUUGAAGACACUGUUAUUACUGGUGUCUGAGGUUGGAGGAUUUGCACAGGGUUGUAACUCAUUGAAGAUGUAAUACAACUUCUCAAUUGUGAUUAUGUGUCCAUUUUUUCUCCUGGUGAGAGUUGUGCAAUAUAUAUAAGUGCAUGAACCAGA